AUGGCUGGCACACGAUUUGCUGAGGAACCGCCUCAGGUCAUCAACCAGGCUGACCUCGAAGUCGCCAACGAGAAGCUCGAGUCCCGCGACGAGCGCAACGUCAUUGACGGUACCAGCGCUAGCGAUACAGCAGCUUCAAAAGAGCACGACCCAACCAUUGAUCACUCGGAGCACCUGAACGGCAACGGCGCCCUCAAUGGCAACGGUAACGGCGCCAAGCUGGAGAAGCUAGGCACCUAUGACAAGUACGAAAUUACCGAGGACGACUGUUACGAAGAGCUGGGCUUCUGCUUCCCUAAGUGGAAAAAGUGGUACAUCCUCACCGUCAUCUUCUGGGUCCAGGUAUCGAUGAACUUCAACACCUCGCUUUACUCCAAUGCCAUCGGCGGCAUCUCGGAGGAGUUCAACGUCAGCGCCCAGGCCGGUCGCUGCGGUGCCAUGAUCUUCCUCGUGCUUUACGCCUUUGGCUGCGAACUUUGGGCCCCGUGGUCAGAGGAGUUUGGCCGCUGGCCGGUUCUCCAGCUUUCGCUAUUCCUCGUCAAUAUUUGGCAGAUUCCCGUGGCUCUGGCGCCCAACUUUGCGACCAUCAUGGUUGGUCGCGCCUUGGGCGGUUUGUCGUCCGCUGGUGGCUCCGUCACACUCGGUAUGAUUGCCGAUUUGUUCGAGUCCGACAAGCAGCAGUACGCUGUCGCAUAUGUCGUCUUCUCCUCAGUCGGAGGAUCCGUUCUUGGUCCCAUCGUGGGUGGCUUCACCGAGGAAUACUUGCACUGGAGAUGGUCCAUCUGGGUCCAGCUCAUUUUUGGAGUUGCGGUCCAGGCUGUCCACGCCCUUACCGUUCCUGAGACACGCACAACUAUCAUGAUGAACCGCAUCGCCAAGAGGCGCAGAAAGGAGGGCAACUCCAACAUCUGGGGUCCCGACGAGCUCGUCCCCUUCAAGGACCGCUUCUCGGCCAAGGAGGUCAUCACGACCUGGAUCCGUCCCUUCAAGAUGUUCCUCACCGAGCCUAUCGUUCUGGUGUUGUCACUUCUCUCCGGUUUCUCUGACGCACUCAUAUUCAUGUUCAUCCAGUCGUUCGUUCUCGUCUAUGGACAGUGGAACUUCACCACCGUUCAGGUUGGGUUGGCCUUCAUUCCCAUUGGUAUCGGCUAUGUUCUCGCAUGGCUCCUCUUCAUCCCUGCCAUCAAGCGCAACAUCAAGGAGCGUGCGGCCAAACCGAACGAUGAUAGAGCACAGUACGAGUCUCGUCUUUGGUUCCUUCUGUACACCGCGCCUUGCUUGCCUAUUGGCUUGAUUGGUUUUGCCUGGACUAUUCAGGGACCUCCCAUCCACUGGAUCGGCUCUAUGGUCUUCGCAGCCAUUGUUGGUAUCGCCAAUUACGCCAUCUACAUGGCCACCAUUGACUACAUGAUCUGUGCCUACGGACCAUACUCCGCGUCAGCAACUGGCGGCAACGGUUGGGCCCGUGACUUCCUUGCAGGUGUCCUUACCGUCCCUGCCACGCCCUUCUUCACCAACAUUGGCGCAGGUACCGGAAAGAACCUUGAGUAUGCUUGCACGAUCCUGUUCUGCGUCUCAUUCAUUCUCGUCGUCGCUGUCUAUGUCAUCUACUGGAAGGGUCCUACCUUGCGCGCACGCUCGCCGUUCGCUCAGAAGCUGGCCGGCGCCAGAGAUGAUGCGGGCGGUCGUCGCGUCAGCCAUGUUGGAGGUGCGGACAGGCGCGCGAGUGUUGCCUCCGGCGCUUCUGGUGCUGAGCGCCCUGAUCGUCCGGCGUACGGACGUUCUUACAGCCAAAAUUCGCGCUUCUUUGGCGAGAACCGUGUGACGCCUCGCGGCACUCCCAGAGGCACUCCCUCUGCGAGCAGACGUAACAGUUAUGUUGGUACCAGGCGCCAGGUCGCAAAGUAA
Molecule: messenger RNA, 1908 nt
Organism: Colletotrichum paranaense
Lineage: Eukaryota; Fungi; Ascomycota; Sordariomycetes; Glomerellales; Glomerellaceae
Product: major facilitator superfamily transporter
Exons: 2
Coding region: 1-1908 (635 amino acids)
Biological process (GO): transmembrane transport
Cellular component (GO): plasma membrane
Molecular function (GO): transmembrane transporter activity
Source: RefSeq, a predicted model, not a curated record